GAAGGAGGAACGGAAAGAGAAAGGGCUGGGCAGCCAUCGGGUGCGCUCUUGCCCCAAUCCAGAUCCAUCCUUGCCCCAGGCGGCCCUGGCAGCGGCCCGGAACCUGGCAGCGGCCCAGCCGGGAGCCCCAAGGAGCCGAGGGGGCCAGCAUUGCAAGUCGGCGGCAGCUCCAUGAAAGGCGCCGGGGCCGCCAAAGGAUCCAGGGCCCGGACUGGCUGCUUGAGCCCAGCCAGGAUGCUUCUGCCGAGCCCCUCCGCCGGCCCUGGGAUCUAGGCACGGGGAGCCGGAGCGGGGGGCAGCCGGGGAGAGAAAUCUUCUGGGUGGUGUUUUGCAGAAAGAAAGAAAGAGCAGAAAGAAAAAGCACCCGAGCUUUUGUUCCCCCGAUUCUCCGGCUGCGAUUUUUUCCCCCCAGCCACAAAAGCUGCUUUCUUUGCUGGGGGAGGGGAUGUGCAAAGCUGAUCUGUAACCUUGCAAAGUCUCUCCAAAAAUCCUUUAUUUUAUGUUUCUGGAAAGAGGGCUAGUGCAAAGUUGGUGUGUCUUUUUUUUUAUUCUCCGCGCUAAGCGUGCAUCAUUUAUUUAUUUAUUUUUGAAGCCGAGAGCUGGGGUCAUUCAUUGGUUUGGAGGAGGAGGAAGUGGGGGGGGGGGGAAGAAGCCUGCUUGGCCGCCCUAUGGCUCGCUCCCCUAGCAAAGAAAGGCUCUGGAAACAGACUUUGAUGAAAAGAGAGAAACUGGGGUCUGCAUGAGUCAUUCCUCCAAUACCAAAAGUCAGUAUUGCAAGCUGUUUCUUCCAGGUUUCUUUUUCUUUGAAGGAUGAAUUUGUGAUUAUUAUUUUUUAUGUUGCAUUGGGGCUUGACCCCUGGGGAGCAAGCCAAUGGCAGUUUUUUAAAUGGCUAAGAGUACAUUUUCCAAGCUACCUCUCAGGAUCUCUCAAAAUAAGAACAGUUAUUGCCACCAUCACUUGUUUUUGAAGCUCUGCUUGUUCCUUUGUGGCCUUUUGGAGAGGGCUCAGCCAUGUUGAGAAUCCCCAAAGUUGGGCCUCCUGCCCCUGGACGGGCCCCCUCUGCUCUUGGACCCCCCCAGCAGCAAAAGAAAGUCAUGCCUGUGAUCACCUCUGCAGAACUGGUGGUCUCCAACCUCAGCAGCCCCCAGAUGCGAGCUCUCCCAGCUACCUAUUUCACUCAGGUGUACCCUCAGACUGCUGUGGUUGCCCCAUUGCCUAGGGGCAGCUGCCUUUAUGCCACCCCCCAUGGACCCGAGAUCAAAACCAUGCGAUCUGCUUCCACUGGAAAACUGCCGGUAAUACCGCUUUCCUUUUUCUCUUACUUUUCCUUUCUGUUUCUUUCCCAGCGUGUUGGCUUCUGACACCACUGUUGCACCUUUAUAUGGAUGCAACAAUGUGGGUAGGGUUGGGGGGCUGGUGGUUGGCACUGGGUUGCACCUGGCUGUGCAGACCCAAGGAACAAGGUGUACUUCUGCCAAUAGCUCCAAAGCCAAGGCUACUUUAUGAAAAUCUUAAUUGCUGGGUGGGCUUUGUGGGGUUAUGUUGUAUGGGGGCGUGCCGGUGGAGGUGUCCUUUGGGCUAAAGCCCAAAGAUUCGUGAAUCUCAAUACAGUACAUUGUGGCUCAUGCCAUUUCUUAACUUCCCUGUACUUUGCCCUACAACACUUCUCCUUUUUGUUAUUGCAGAAAUCCUAACGCUGCUACGUCAUGCAGAAUGCCAUCUGUGACACUAAAAGGAUAGGGGAAGCAUCUUUAAAAACAAGAUGCUAAGGAGAAGAAUUUCAUGUUGCAAAAUUCCUCUCCUGCCUUGACAUGGCAGUUUGAUACAUUUCAUCAACUAUUUCAGCCGAGUUGAGCCCGUCCUCAGUGAAUCAGUUCCAGCAGCCUUAAUCUUUUCCCCCUUUUCCUUUGAUCAAAGCCUUGUCUCUUCCGCCACUCACUCUCUGGAAGAGUUCUGAUUUUGACAGAGCUUUUACCUGAUUCGAUAGCCUCCGGUGCAUGAAUCUAAAGAACCAUGCCUAAGUUUGAUGCUUCCUCUGGCAAAGGAAUCAUAGUAAACUGGGCCAUUGGCCCAUCUAGCUUAGGAUCGACUGGCAGGGGCAUUUCCCAGCCCUACCUAGAUAUGCCAGGGAUUGAAUGUGGGACCUUCUCCAUAAAAGCCAGAUGUUCUUCACCAAGCUGCUCCCCAAAAGGGAAAAACAGUUAGAAGGAGUUAAGGAAAAGCCCAAAGGCCCACCUAGUCCAGCAUCUUCUUUUCACAGUGGUCAACCAGGUGUCUUUGGGAAGCACACAAGCAGGAACUGAGCGCCACAUCUCUACUUUCUUCACUUCUGAUUCUCAGCAGCUGAUAUUAAGAGGUGUGCUAUCUCUGGCAUUGGAGGUAGUGCGCAAUCAUUGUCACCAUUUAAAUAGGGGAUGUUCAACGGUGCAGGAGUCUUGCGCUUGGCGCAGUGAACGAUGAGGAUGUUCUUUAAGAAAAAAAUAGUUGUUGUGUCAGUGCGUUUUUGUGAGCUGGGGAUUGUGCCCUCUGGCCAAGUUUUUUUGCACUUCUGGUGUGCGCUGCUUUUGUGUGGGUGUGAAUUGAAAUCGGAAGCACUCUGGUCCCAAGACAGGGCUGGACGGAAGCACCCAGCAUUGCCAGAUGGACCCUGAGGACCUACGGGUGCCUGUUUCCCUUUUCUUUGCUUUUCCAAGGGAUCUGGGAGUUGGGUCUAGCAGAAUUAAUCUGAACCUUGAGAAGCUCGUAGAGCAGAAAGAGGAAGUGGGGGAAAGUUUUGCACUUCCAGCUUCCUCCUUCAGCUCUACUUUCUGGUCAAGAGAGAAAAAGGUAAGCAGCCUCUGCCUGAUGACUGAGAGGGCAGUGGGGUGAGGGCCUCAUGGGCACCAUGGAAAAAACUCAAGGGGGCCAUUGCACCCAUGAACCCUGCAUUGAGAACCCCUGCCGUAAGAGCAGGUGGGUUAAUCCAGGUGAGCAAAGCAUUCCUCCUAGAACACCCACCCAGAUCAACCUCUUAGCCUUUGCAUGGUAGAUCUACUUGCAAUCAUCCUGAAAGCGGUUGCUGUGAGAGCUGAUGUAGUGUUGUGGCUUUGACUUGGGUUCAUGGGCCCUAGUUUCAGUCUUGUCUCUGCCAUGAGUUCAGUAGGUGAACAUGUGAGCCUUGCUGUGUUGGGUUAAAGCAGCUUUGGCCAGCCUGAUGCCCUCCAGAUGUUUUGGACCAACUGCCAUCAGCUCUGACCGUUAGCUGUGAGACUGAUGGGAAUUGCAAUAGAAAAAGACUGGAGGACAUCAGGUUGGUGAAGGCUGGACUAAGAGAUGGCUUCAUGGGUCAUGGUGUUCCCUAACUCCUUCAGUUCAUCACUAGCCAUUUCCCACAACACACAAUGAAAAAAAUAAGACUAGCUCUGCUAGCUCAAACCAAAGGCGCAUUCAGUCCACCAUCUUGUUCCUCACAGCAGCCAACCAGAUGCCUAUGAGAAGCCUACAUGCAAGGCAUGAGGCCAUGAGUGCCACUGUUGUUCUCCAACUGGUAUUCAGAAGCAACAUUAUUCCAAUUCUUGAAGCAACAUAGAGCCAUUGGGACUAGUAUCCACUGAUGGCCUCAUCCAUGAAAUUGUCUGGCUUUCUUUUCUAAAUGGGAAUCCAUCACACAUCUUGUGAUAGCAAAUUGUGUUGCAUAACUUCAAAGAAGUACGUCCCACCGGCGAGCUUCAUUGGAUGAGCCCAAGUUCUAGCCAGUAUUCUUCCCAUUUGGAAUAUGGAAGAUAAUAGUAGCGGCUUGCUUAAAAGCAGCAGUGGAGGCACUGUGCCCCCUCCAGAUGUUGCUGAACUACAGCUCCCAUCAUCCCUGGCCAUGCUUGGUGGGGAUGAUGGGAAUUGUAGUUCAGUAACAUCUCGAGGGCCAAAGGUUCCCCACACCUGUUUUAAAGGGCCACUGUAAGGAUUUACAACCACAUGGUGCAUGUGAAGUUCUUAUGCCUUGAUUAAAUAUUGUUAUUAAUCCCUGCGUGGCAGUGCUGUCUGGGCCUGUACAUUAUGUGGAAUGGAUGAGCCACAGGGUGGGGCAUAGCGUGGAGUGAUACCCUACGUGAUGGUUGAUAAGGCAAAGGUGUAGAAAUGCUCGUUGUUCUGAUUUAACCAGUGCUGCUGUUAGUAAUUGUAUUACCUGUGUUUUCAGGUAGAACUAUAACCCCCUGCUUUGCUGCUAGGGACUUGGGGGGCGGAAGGGAGCACCAAAACUACUCCUGUACCAUUAGUGGUACUUGGCUGGGUCAUAUACUAGAAGCGAACUGGACAUGUCCAUUGGAGGCACUUUCACACACCUUUCUGUACCUGCCAAUUUACAACCUCACGCAUGUUUACUCAGAAGUGCAUCCUGCUGUGUCUGAGGAGACAUAUUCCCUAGUAAGUGUGUUUUAGGAGUGCAUUCCAGUGCCCUCUGAACCUCAGGCUGCUACUCUAAAGCAUAUUAUCUUGUAACACCCCCAAUAAUAAUAUAAGAAGGACCUUGCUGGUUCAGACCAAAGGCCCAUCUAUCCCAGCAUCCUGUUCUCGCAGUGACCAACCAGAUGCCUGUGGGAAGUCCAAAAGUAGAUUUACCUUAGUGGCAUGUGUGGCACUUGAUCAUCCAGUCCCAUGGUGAGCUUGCAGCCAGCUAUUGAAAACCUGUCUUUCUAGGAACCUCUUGGUCCCAGGUUGGACUUAGUUGUCUGGUAAGAUUCUGAUGCUAUAAAUCAUGCCUCUGAGCACCUGUUGUUUGGGAGCACAAAUGGGAGAGUGUUGCUGUGCUGGCCUCUACUCAAUAAUGCACAGCGAAUGGCAGUGGCUCUCCGGGGUCUCUUGGACUGAACUGGAGAUAUUUUGUAUGCAGUGCAGGGUAUGAGUUCUACCACAAAGCUAUAGCCUCUGGCCCAAAGGGAAGCUGAGUUGCAACCAAGGUGAGUGGCAAGGCAGAGGCACCUUAAGGGCUUCUGUACCUCUAAGCAUUGCAUGGAAAAGGGCAUUUUGUCAGACAUAGCAGCUUUCCUCAUUGAAUUGCUGUGAUGCUUAUCCCUGGAACAUAGGAAGUUGCUUCAUACUGAGUCAGAUCGCUGACCCAUCAGUAUUGUCCAACAGAAACUUCUCUGGGGUUCUUCCAUGGAUUUAACCAAGUUUUUCCCAUCACCUGCUGCCUGUUCAUUAGAACUGAAGAUGCCUUGGAGUGAACCUGUGGCCUUCUGCAUCCAAGGCAUUGCUCUAACACUAAGCUAUGCCUUCUCUCAUUCCUUCCACGGAGCUGUGGCUCUUGUCCCUGCUCUGGCAUCCCUUGUGCUGCUGUUUCUGGAAAGACCAGAAAACUCAACUGGGCUUGUCUGAUAGUUUUCUGCCUCUGGGGUAGAGGUGAUGUUGAUGUUUCUGCUUGGAGCCAUGUCUUCCCCCAGGGAAUUUGCAAAUUGCACUCCUUCCCUAUAGUGCCAUGGGGAGGACAGGAGGGCCAUAGCUCAUUGGUAGAGCCCAUGACUUGCUUACAGAAGGUCCUGGGUUCAGUUCCAGGCAUGUCCAAGAAAGGCUGGGAAAGAGUCCCAUCUGAAACUCUGGAAAGCUUCUAUCAGUUAGUGGCUGGGUAUGCGCAUCUUGCUAAGCCAAACUAUGGCUUACCAGGACCCUGCUAACAUGUGGAGUGGAGAUCACAGCUGCUUUGCUCCUCUCCAGUACUUUUAGCUCAACAUGCGGCACUUAAGCCAAUGUUUGGCUCAGCAUGUCGUCUGAACAUGGAGUUCUGGUUAAGCUCCCUCCUCCUUAGCCAUGACCUGUAACCAAGAACAAACCUUGGCUAUAGAUUGUGGUUAAUCUCCCAUUCAGAGGACACAAUGAGCCACAAUGGUUUAGCUGCCAUGCUGAGCUGAAAGGAUCUGGAAAUGACCAAAGUGGGUGAAAUCUCCCCCUUGGGAACCAGCAUGUUCACACUAAACCAUGGUUCAUCUUAGCAUAAUGUGUGAGUGCGGCUGGUGUGUAGACAGUGCAGAGUGUGGCAGACUGAUGGGUUCAGGAAUACCUUCCUCAAUACAAUCCUGCUCCGCUGUUUUGCAACUGUUGGUGCUAGGCCUCCAUGGCAUGCUUGCUGAAAGCUUUGACCAAUGCUCCUAAUUGGCAGAGAAGCCUGGAGUCAUCACCCCCCCCACCACCUUUCUCCAAGUCCUGGGAACCAUUCCAGCUUCUGCUGUAACCCUCUGUCCUCCCAAGGGCUGAAUCGAAUUUCAGAUUUCUCUAUCUCCCCUGCUGAGUGUUUGACGCCUCCUGACAGGUGUGGGCUUUGGGAUGAACAUCCCCUUGUGGGUCUGUAGCUCUCCCUCUCCCCUCCAUACUUUCUAGUUCUUGGAAUUCCUAAUCUGUCUGAGCAACUAGGACCUUUGUGCUUAACAGGGGCCGAAUGCCAGUUUCUCUAAACAGCCCCUGCCUUAUGCUAUAAUAAUAUCACCUGCUUUCUCUUUCCUGCUGCGCAUCUGUGCCUUGCAUUGCUCUCGGAGAUGCUUUCCCUCCCCACCCCCAAAAGAGGGAAGGCACCAUCUAAACCCCUCCCCUCUUUUGUUGCCCAGACUCCUUCUGAAGGCAUGUCUCUGUCAGGGGCACCAUGUCCUCCGUGUUAUCUGUGCAGAACAGGAGCUCUGGUGAAAUAGACCUCAUAGCUCCUCUUGCAUUCGAGGAACAAGAUCUUUCCAAACUUAAGUCCUGUAUGAUUCUAUCCUGACUUGCAUAGGCAUGUCGCUGCACCAAUAUAGCCUUGUCUUUUACAGCUUGUCUGGUACUUGUUUAUAUGUGACCAUAGGAAUUCCAUGCAGGUGAGUGAGUGGAUGAUGGAUAAUGGACACAAUGUGCCAUCCCUCCUCUGCCAGGCUCCUUGGUUUCUAGGUUAGCUGUAGAAGAUGAAAAAUCACCAUGACCAGCACAGCACAGAUAUGCAGUGGGUUGGUGAGGAAGAAUGGAUCAUCCCAUCCCUUUUCUAUUAGUCCACUUGGUAAAAGGCCUCCCCCCCCCCCUCAGCCUCUAAGUCAGGCAUCCCCAAACUUGGCCCUCCAGCUGUUUGGGGGCUACAACUUCCAAUCAUCCCUAGCUAACAGGACCAGCGGUCAGGGAUGAUGGGAAUUGUAGUCCCAAAACAGCUGGAGGGCCGAGUUUGGGGAUGCCUGCUCUAAGUGGCUAGUGGACAACCUUUGGCCCUCCAGAUGUUGCUGAACUACAGCCCCCAUCAUGCUAAUGUUAAUUUCUAAUGCUUGCUCUUAGCCUGGGCGUAUGCCCCAUUAAGUUUGUAUGUAGACAUGUAUUGGAUUGCACUGUAAAUAUGCUUGGUAGUUGCAUCUGAGAAACUUGUUUCAGAAAGCCACUUCUAAUAUAAGCUGGUGCGUAAUUUUUAAAGUGCAGGUUGGCAUAAACUUGCAAUUUAGGUCAAUGUUGUCUUGGCCGCUCGGUUGAUUAUGGCACAGCAGUUUUCUUCCGGCCUUCACAAGCAGACUGUGGCUAUGAUUCAACUUCUAAAUAAGCUACUCCAUUUGUUAAGACCAGUUGAGGCUGCUUCGUAAGCCCCACCCAGGUACCUGAGCUCACAAAACAGGCGCACUGCACCAGUCAAGUCAGAUAUGCUUGUGCAGGGGUUGGCAAACUAAGGUUCGCGGGCCGGAUUUGGCCCGCCAGGCUCAUUAAUCCGGCCUGCAAACCUUGCGGACCCUGCCGCCCGCUCGGUCAGUCCCCGCGCUAAACCGGUGCGGCGCAGAGGCCUCACUGCACAGGGACUGACUUACGCGAAGCGGCUUCUGAUUGGCUACAAGAAGCUCCUGGCAGCCAAUUAGAAGCUGCUGACACCUGGGUGAGCAGCGAUGCUGGCACGGCCUCUGCGCCGCCGCUGCUUCCUCCUGCUCAGCCGCCUCAGCAGGAAGCAAGGGGUGGCGCCCAGAGGCCGCCAAGCGGGAGGGAACAGGAAGAGCUGAGCGGGAGGGAGCAGUGGUGGGGCAGAGGCUGCCUCCUCUGCCCAGGCCAGCGGAGACGAGGCGGGGGGGGGGAGGUCCUUUCAGGAGAGGGGGGGGUCCGGCCCUUCACAAGUUUGAAAUUUGCUCCGACUGAAAGCCCACUCAAACUUUUACUGCAUUGCUUGAUGAUGCAAUCAGACGCAGAUGCCUAAACACCAGGUGCCAAAAAGGUGGCAGCAGGGCCCAGCUUCCUUCCAGUGACAAGCAAGAGGUUGUUGAAAAGCCUGGUGUAGUAGUGUAAGCCGUGCACUUCUUUUUGAAAGCAUAGCUGUGGUGCAGAGCUCCCAGUAGGUUUCCAGGCACAAUUUAAAGAGUUGGUAAAGCCCUAAACGGCCUCAGCCCUGUAUACCUGAAGGAGCAUCUUCAGCCCGGACACUGAGAUCCAGCUCAGAGGGCCUGCUUAGUAAGUGGAGCAGUGGAACACCCUCCCAUGAGAUGUCAAGGAAAUAAACAACUAUUUGACUUUCAGAAGACAUCUGAAAGUUUUUUAAUGUUUGAUGUUUUAUUGCGUUUUUAAUAUUUUGUUGGGAGCCGCCUAGAGUGGCUUGGGUGACCCACUCAGUUUGCCAGCAUAUAAAUAGUAAAAUUAUUAUUAGUAUUAUUGCAUGUUUUGGCUCUGCUUACUAGCCAGACAGCCCUACCUCUGAGACACAUCUUACAAAAGUUAAGUGCAAAAGUCGAGGUCUAGUCCCACCCCAAGCCCCUUUCCCAGCUCACAGAGAACACGUGGAAGGGAUGAUUGCCACCAGCAUCCUGGCUAGUGGAUUUGAGGAGCUUAGCUCUGGAGAACAGGGAGAACACUGAGCUGCUGCUUCCAAGCAUUUUAAAGGGAUAUGUGCCUAAUUAUACAUGAUCAUGGGUUUGAGCUCCAUGUGGGGCAAAAAAAAAAAGAUUCCUGCAUUGCAGCUGGUUGGACUAGAUGACUCUCAUGGUUCCUUCCAACUCUGCAAUUCUAUGAAUGUGGCUCCUUCACAACAUCUGGGCAUCUUAUAAAUCUACCUCUUUAGUUUCUGAGGUUCAGCAGGUAUUACCCACACAUUCAAGCAUGUUUUUGUAGCCAUAAGGGCUAAAUACUUGUCUUGGGGGGUGGGGUGUUUUUAUUUCUUAGGAAUCUUUCGCCGGAUCAAGGAUUGUGCCAAAGUUUGAAAAAAAGUUCUUUUUAAAAAAUAUCAAGUAGGGCACACCCACACUCAACAUUUGAAUGGCUGUUGCAUAGACCGCAGAGCAUAUUCACUCUCUUGUUGCCCCAGAGCAGGCAUAGGCAAACUCAGGCCGCCAGACGUUUUGGGACUACAGUUCCCAUCAUCCCUGACCACUGGUCCUGUAAGGAUGAUGGGAGUUGUGGUCCCAAAACAUCUGGAGGGCCGAGUUUGCCUAUGCCUGCCCCAGAGGGUAAGACCUGAACCAACGGCUUCAAAUUAUAAGAAACUAGAUUUCAUCUAAACUUUGCUAAGAACAUACUGAUGGGCCGAACUGUUUGACAGUGGACCAGACUGUUUGGGAUAAGCCACCUAUCAAUGAUGCCCUAGGCUGGAUUUUCCAACUCUGAUUUCCAACUCUGACAUAGGCCUUAAUCUCAUUCUCUCUGUUUGCAUGCAUUUACCCAGGCAUGAUUUCUGGGACCCUUGACAGGCUAGAACCAGGUAGCAGAGACCUUUAAUCUUAUUGCCUGGGUUCUCCCCUCCCCACCCCCAUUUCACUUUUGUUCCAGGCUGCCCUUUGAGAUGAUGAUUCAGAGGACUUAGCAACACAGAGUUCUUACAGGAAACUGUUUGGUCAGCAUUUGAAGUGCAAGUCACUUCGCUUUAAUUGCACAAAAUGCAGCUGCCAGGAUGGGCGUGGUUUGAGGACAGCAAGUUCAGCCUUUUGGGCUUCUUCCUGAAGGUGGCUGCAGUCUCUUCUUCCCUGGGGCCAUAUUUCCGCACAUCUGUGGAAAGGGCGGGCCAUGCACAACUCAAGUGGACGGCACAGAACAUUGGCAUCCCUAGAGCCUUGGCUUAGAGAGAGGGAGAGAGUCAGAACUCUGCCUUUCAGCAGUCAAGAUUUGGUGGUCUAGCGCUGCAAAGUUGGUGUUCACACACUUCACUCAUCAUAGCUUUCAUUCUUUCUGCUCUUUCCAAAAAUCUAAGUUUUAUUUAAUAACCUGAAGAGGUAUAAAUGCACUGCGUCUGCAUUAACACAUUGGUACUGGGAGCCUAAAUUCAUGCAGAGCCCUUUAAACGUCCCAACUCCUGAAGUGUUGGUAUCCAUUAUUAGUAUUAUUACAAAAAUUGGUCCUGUAGUGCGGACUGUUUCGAUUCAGGGUUCCAGCCAGCCAUGCCCUGUGCUAGGAGACUCCAUUCCAUUUCCCCCUCCCCUUUUGAAAAUGAGUAUAAUAGGACUAUAAUAGUUCUGCUGUAUAGGGCUUUAUGCAGCUCAUUGCAGAGCUGCCCUCUCGGAACUGGAACAUAAUGUCCUGAUCCUUUAUCCACUCCUCGUGGGCUGUUGCAUUUCCCCCCAUGCACUGUUAUCAAUGGAUAUUUGGUCCAUUUGGAUUGGCAGUUAGAUGCACCUGGGUGUGAUGCUCUGCUCUGUUACUCUUUAGGGUGUACUAUAUCAUAGCUCAGUGGUAGAACACGUGCUCUGAGUGCAGAAGGUCCCAGAUUAAAUCCCGGCAUUCCCACAUAGGGUUGGAAGCAGUGUUAGAAAUCAUCCAGGUGCCAGGUACAUUGCAACUAGCACAGGUCCAAGUGUGACCACAUGGAGAUCUCUUGGUGCCAAGUUGGGGACUGACGUCUCCAUCUAGCUGUCCCCUCCAGCUUGCUUAAGCAGAAUAACUUACUUAUUGCAUUUACGGUAUAUCCCACCUUUUUCUCCAAGGAGUACAUGGUUCACCCUCCUCCUCAGUUAAUCCCUACAAUGACCUUGUGAGGUAGGUUAAGUGACUGUGACUAGCCCCAGGUCAAUAGUUUCAUGGCCGAGUGAGGAAUUGAACCCUGAUCUCCUAGGUUCUGUUCCGACACUCUAACCACUACGCCACACUGGCUUCUUAGAGUACUUCUGCUGUGGGGCAGCUAUAUAAAUUAAGCAGAUAAAUGAAUAUGGGAGAAGCAAAAUGUCACUUAGCAAAGGAUCUGAAAUAUUUUCCUUUGUUUUGUUCUGGAUUGUUUGGUUGGAUGUUUUAACUUCUUGUAAAUUGCCUUGAGAUUUGUUUUCUUUAGAAUAUAAAGUGGCAUAGGCAUGAAAUAAAGAGUAAUGAUAACAAUAAAUGUCAUUGCAAAAAAAAGGGGGCUCCUGGGCAUUCCAUUGUGGCGACUGUAACCUAGGCUUAAGGCGCCAUUGGGCAAUUGGCUUAUAUUUUUGAGUUUCUGACACUGGUUGGAAGAGAUCUCCCGAAACCCUGGAGAGCUGCUGCCAAUCACUGUAGACAUUAUUGAACUAGAUGGAACCAAGGGCCUGAACUGGCGCAAUGCAGUUUCCUAUGUCACUUAAGAGGCUGUGGACUGCAUCGGAAUACAAGCCACAUUGUUUGGGGCAGGCAGGCUUUGAUUUGAAGGCUGCUGUGCAGAUGGGCUUCAGAACGUGAAAAACACUUCCUGCCUUUUCUUUAGGUUGCCGAUGUGUGCGCUGCCUAGUGGGACCUGGCUUUCAUUGAGAGGCCCUGACCAAUGUGACUCUGCAAAUUUUCCUAUCUAUAGCAGGAGAGGAAACUGAGGGCUGGGCAGGCAACUCCCAGAAGAGAGUGAUAAAGUGUGAGGAAAAGCCAUCUAAGGACAUUCGAAGCUGCAUGUUUCCCCAUCGUUGCAGGAUGUCUGUGCUGUGACCAGUCGCUAGUUUUGAUACUGUCCUAUGGUUCCUGCCCAUUGAGCUUGGUUUACAGCAUGUAGCUUUUGUGGGUUUCCUCUGCAAUUUCGUCACAGAGCAUCUUUCCCAAGUAAAGGUCUUUGCAAGUAAACUCAGCAAUGGAGAGAAGGUUCCUCUGCCACCACCAGUCCUCCUGGCACCUACAGCUGGCUGUUCUAUAGAAAGUAGCACACCGUAUUUCAAAAAGUAGGAAACCACCAAAAUUGUUGCUAGGUCAGUGGAAGAAUGAAGAUCUGGUGUGACUGUUCAAGAAAAAAAAUAGAUGAUAUUUUGGGUUGUUUUUUUCAAAAUGCAAACUAACAUGUUAUAAGCCUUACUGUUUUUCUAAAAAAACAACACCACUAUAUCCAUGACCUGUCAAACACAUUUGGUUAAACUAGCGGGCAUAGGGGAAUCACUAGGCUACCCAAGCUAUGAAGGGAGUUUUUAUGGUGUGAUGUUUGUAGUGUCUAUUUGUUCUGCUCCAUGUUGCCAGAUGGCGAUCCUGCAAGGAGCCAUGACCAUUUGGCUUGGAGUCACAGCUAUGGCUGCAGUGGAAUGCCAGGUUUUCACUGCUGGAGAGAACUGUGCUCCCUCGUGCCCCUGCCAGUGCAUGAUGGGAGCUCUCCGAUGUCUGGCUAUUUCUUGGUCACAAGGAUUCCUCCAUUCUGCACAAUGUACACUUAUUACAUGUGUUCUGCAAGAGGGACACUGCUACCCACUUGGCAAAAAGGUCUAAUUCUCAGUGCGGGAUAUAGGAGGCAUCUGCAGCAAUUAUAUUUUGAGGAUAUGGUAGAACACAACCUCAUCUUAUGGUAGAACAUAAGAAGAGCCUGCUGGAUUAGGCCAAUUGCGGAGGCAGAGCAUAGCCAUCAUGGCUAGUAGCCACUGAUUGCCUUAGCAUUAAUGUCUAAUUCUCUUUUAAAGCUAUUCAGGUUGGUGGCUCCCACUGCCCCCAGUGGGAGCAAGUCCCAUAGUUUAAUUAAUUGCUGUGUACCUUUAAUUAAGUGCUGAAGUACUUUUAUCUGGCUCGAAUCUUCCAAUAUUGCUCCAUCCCCUUGAUCACCAGUUUCCCUUUUCUGAACAUUUUCCAACUCAACAAUAUCUUUUUUGAGGUGAGGUGAUCAGAGCUGUGUUCCAGAUGUGGUUGCACCAUAGAUUUGUAUGAUGGCAUUAUGCUAUCUGCAGUUUUAUCUCUAAUUCCCUUCUUGCUGAUCCCUAGCAUGGGAUUUGCCUUUUUCACAUCUGCUGCACAGUGGAUUGACGUCUUAAUCAAGCUAUGCACUAUGACCCCAAAGUUUCAUUCCUGGUCAGUUACUGCUAUUUCAGAUACUAUGGACUUAUAUGUGAAGCUGAGGGUCUUUUCUUGCCCUGGCAUGCAUUACUUUACCCUUGCUUACAAUGAAUUGUGUUUGCCAUUUUACAACUCAUUCAUUCAUUUUGGAGAGGUUCUUUUUGGAACUUUUUGCCAUCGCAAAUUAGGUGUCAGCCCUAGAAAGAAUAGUUGGAAAAGAGCGGGGGAAGGAAUCUGACUACCUGUUCAAUGUGCAAAUUAUGAAUAUUUAUAACUGUGAAGCAGACUGCUCAUUUAGGGUAAGAGGGACGGAGUUAAGUCCUAGCCUUACUCUCUUGUAGAAAUCAAAGGGCCUGUUCAAAGGUAACAUUAAACUAUGGACUUGGGCAAAGUCCUCUUUACCAUGUCCGCAAGCAGGAGAUUGGCAGCAUCUAGUUCCACUUUCCAGAGCUGCAUCCAAACUCUGGGAACUGGCUAGUUUAAUUUAUGGUUAGUGAGCAAGCUAGAAUUGUAAGCCAUAGUUUGACCCUGACGACUUCUUUUUUGAACUCGACAUAGUUUAAACCAGCGAUGAAGAACCUGUGGCCCUUCAAAUAUUGUAGGCUUACAUAUCCCAUUUACCUGACUAUUGGGUCUGAUGGGAGUUGGAGUCCAACAACCAUGGUAGAGCCAAUGUUGUUUUAAACGAAGUUUAUUUACUUUUAUUUAUUUAUAUAAGCAUUUAUAUACUGCCCUCGCAGAACAUCAGGGUGGUAUACAACAGCACAAAAACAUUUAAAAGCAACACAAAGCAGUAAUUAAAACCAGUUCCUUAUGAUACCCUGGCCCCCAAGUUGUGUAGGGCAAGUAGUGGCUGGGGCCCAUUGGAACUGCUAGGCUGGAAGGCAGAGUGAUAAGCAAUAGAUGGAGCCUAUUCUAGCCCCGUCUCCCGCCACAAAUCCUCCUCCUUGCUGAGUUAUUAGGUGCCAGCAUUGCCAAUGGCCAGGGAUAACUGGAGUUGUAGUUCAGCAACACCUGGAGGUUCCACAGGUUAAUCACCGCUGAAUGGGCCCCGUGCAUAGUUUUCAGGGGGUAUAAAGAUUUCUGUAGAGGGCUGGAUAGCCUUGGGAGGUGCUGUUCUUGUUUUUUCAUGGUGGAAAUCCUGUUCUGUCUGUGCAUGAAAGAGAGAGAAGGAGAGAGUGGGUGUGCACCAUAAAUGCUGUGGUAUUCUGUGAUAAUGUAGCAGAAAGAAGGGUUCCCACGCCCUGGAGAGGGUGUGUGCAUGUUUUGGGGAAAGGAGGGUGGGGGGUUGAGUUCAGGGCAUGACAUAUCUGCCUGGGCAAGGCUAGAGCAUGGCGGGGCUCUGUUCACAGUUCUGCCACCAGAAUCCUUUCUCCUCUUUUUAAAGAAAUGUAGGCCCCCUCGGGGCUGGGUUUGGCCUUCGUUUUUGGCUGUAAAUGAAGGGAAUGCUUGCCUUCCGACCAGGGUCUUUUCACCUGUUUGAGGCUCCCGCUUGUCUUGCCAUCCCUCCCGUCCCCUUGCCCCAAGGGAUUGUGGGAAAUUUGCCAAGGAAUGCCUGGCUAGGUUGAGGCCUAGUAGUCAAAUGAAACGUUUGUUGAUAAUGCCAUUUGCUGGGAAUGAAAAGGUGGGGUGCAGGAUCCUGUUCUCCACCUCUUCAUUAAAAAAAAAGAGUCCCUGAAAAAGGAACUUUCAUCUUCUUACAUACCUAUAAAUCAAUCAAUAAAUGCAAAUGUUUAAUAAGAACUGUCUCAUGUACAAACAGGGCAGGGCAUUGAGGCCUCCUUGGCUUCCCACUCCGACCCACCAGCAACUUUCUUUGCUUAGCACCAGCCGUGGCUGCCACAGAGGCAGGGCAUUUCUCUCUCCCCAACUCUGCUGGCGUCUCUCCCUCUCUCUCCCUCUCCCUCCCUCCAGCCCCCAACCCCCCCAAUUCCUUUUGGCUAUGGGCCUGUCAAAGCUGAGGAGAUGGGGAAAGGAGGAGGGCUCUUCUGUUCCAUUAUCAACGUGGCAGCUUGGGCGGCCAGCUGUCGUGCGGCUAAUCCUGCUGGUGGUGGGGGAAUGACAGGAUCGCGCUAGGUUGGGCCAGGCAAAGCAGCUGCUCCCUGGCCUGCUCUGCUACUUCCUUUUGUCCUUUCCCCACCAAACGCCCUCCUCCCCUCCUUGGGGACUUGUGAAUGCAUCCUUCUCCCUGUUUCGGAGGCGGCGGAGGGGAGCAGACAGGCGGGCGCUGGGGACUCUUGCCUUGCAUACAUGGCGUGUGGAUGACUUGUGUAGUCUUGACCCCUCCACCCCUUGCAGACGUGGGGAACUUUUCCUAUAGGGCUGCCAUACGUCGGGGGGUUGGUUCCAGAAGGAGCCGGGUUGCCUUGGAUCUUCAGCAAGUAAACCAAGAAUUCACGUUUUUUUUGGGGGGGGGGGGUUGUCUACUUCUUGAAAUAUGGCAACCCUAUUUUCCUGUCUCCCAUUCUUUCCAUAAGGCUGCUGUGGGGACAGGCCAUAGCUCAAUGGUGGAACUGCUGCUUUCCAUGCAGAAGGUCCAAAGUUCAGUCCCUGGUUGGGUUGGGAAUGUCCCCAACCUGAGACAUCAGAGAGCAGCUGCCACAGCAUAGAGAAUUACAAAACGAGGUUGGCCAAUGGUCUGACUCUUUAUAAGGCGACUUCCUAUGAGGGCCUUUCAGCUCUCCACUAGGACCACAUCUGCAACAUUCUUUGAAAGCGCUAUUGUGCUGCUUCAACAACCAUGCCUUCCCCAAAGAAACCUGCCUGGUGUAGAGAGUGCCCAGGCAGAAGGCAGAACCCCUUCCCAAGCUCUCAUUUCCUCUUGUUGGAACUGGUGAGGAAAGACAAUCAGAGGCCUUCUCUUGCCCCCAGCAGUUGAAAAUGCUCUAGCUUACACUUACUCUAGUCAAACUCGGGUGCAAAAAUGGCCCUGCCCCUCUCUUCCUCUUGUGUUUAUUUUCUGGAACCCAUCACCUCUGACCACUGGUCCUGCUAGCUAGGGAUGAUGGGAAUUGUAGUCCAGCAAUAGCUGGAGACCCAAGUUUGAGAAACACUGCAUUAAGGGAUGCCAACUAGGGCUUUAAAAGUAUGCAGUACCCACACCAGACAUUUAAAGCACUAUUAAACUAUUUUAAUAGUCAUGGCAUCCCCCAAAAGAAACCUAGGAGAUACAGUUUGGUAAGGGUGCUGAGAGUCAAAGAAUAUGCCUAUCUGCUUCAGAGAGCUACAAUUCCCAAAGUUCUCUGGGAAGAGGGAUUGACUGUUAAACCGUUCUGGGAAUUGCAGCUCUGUCAGGGGGAUAGGGGUCUCCUAACAACUCUCAGCAUCCAUAAUAAACUACAGGUAGACAUGCAGCAUUUCAGCUACAUGGCUGAAACUACAUAACAACCACCACUUCACAGUUUUGGAUGCCACACAUUCAUUCAGCUUUUUAAGCAACUAAGCUACUGGUUCCAACUAUGGGAAAAUGCCAGCAUACAGUUAUCAUGUGGCAGUCUGCAUUGCUCAAGACGUCUUAGUUUGGAGGAGGGGGGAGAUGGCUAAACUGGGGGUUUCCAACAUGGGGACAGAAAUCCUGAUUGACCAAGGUUCCAUUCUCUGUAUUGGAAACUCUUCCUGAGUAGAAACACUAUUUCAGAUUAAUCCUGAUCGCAUGUUGGUUAAGGGUGUGCCCAUCAUGCUUUGCUGUCGAGCGGGUGGAGCUUGCCUUGCACAUUCUCACUUUCCCCAUAAUGUGCUUGCCCUUGAAUUCCUUCAUAGGGCUAGAUGAUGGUCUCCCAGUGUAGCUUUGAGUGCCAAGCAAUACAGUGUCCGCUGCAGGGCUUUUGUCUUUCUGGAUCUGCCUUUGAUGGGUGUUGCGUUUGGGGCCAGGUCAAGGGCCAUGCUAAGCUGAUGAUCUCUUCCAUUUCUCAUGACCUUACGACAGGAAACGAAAGUGCGAGCAGCGGCAAUAGCGCUGCUCUGCGCGUGCCCCACUGCCUUUCUUGUUGUUGCAUCUGAGCCUUCUGCUCUUGGCUGUUACCGUUUUGCAGCUGGGAUGUGCAGAACUUUGACCACAGCUGGUGUGGCUUGCAGCUCCUCUCCAAGCAAAUUAAAUGUAGGGCAGUGCUAUGGUAGCAGGCAAAUGGCUUCACGGCAAAUGCUCUUUGCCUCUCAACUGCUCACCUGGGAGCCGUUGCUGCCGUUGCAGCUGCCAGUCUGCUGGUGAGUGUUUUGCAAUGUUUACUACGAUCUUAGAUGCCUGUUACAUUCAUCGCAUGAAGGGUUGCCAUGUGUAAACAAGCAGUAACUGAAUGUUGCAGACGAUUCUGAAGGAGGCGAGCAGAAAAAGCCGAAAGAGGUCACAUCACUUGUCUCUGCUUAUGUUAUCUGUCCUUUGGGCAGCUAACUCUUUAGCUGCUUAAGAAGCAGUGGCUGGUGCCCAUUGGCGGGGGGGGGGGGGCGGGCAGAAGGCAGGGAGCCCAAACAGUAGGUGGAGCCAGAGUCAAUAACAGGCAGAGCCAAACAAGUGUUUUGUCCCCAUCCUCCUCCCUGCUGAGUUCUUCAGGGGCAACACGGAAGCUAAGCGGACAGACAGAACCACCUCUUGACCUGCUGUAAGAAGGCAGGUAGGGGUUGACUGAGGACAGUGCCCCAUUCACUCGAUAAGGGAGCAGGCUCUGAUCCUACUGAAAAAAAGACAAGCAUUGAUAGAUCAAGGAAGACAAGUGAUAGUUCUGUGGUCCCCUUUGGAUUUCUUUGCCUAUGACUGGGUGGGGGACCCUUUAGAAGUCACAACAGCCUGACUUACACAUGGCUAGUUCUCUCUGGGGUGUGUAAUGUUUAGCCAGGGUCUGGCCACCUUCCGUCUUUUUCAACUUCUAUAAAAAUCAUACUGGCAGGAGCAACCUAGAGUCCAGAGGAGGCUGCCGUGGGGGUCGUCAAACUUCAGAAUUGGAAACAGUGUUAGAAACUCAGAUACAGAAGCUGGGAGCCCACUAGAGCAGCCCUUGACGUUCCUGCUGAGAUUCAAGCACUUUCAGGUGUCUUAAAAAAAGAAAAAGAAAAGCUGACCAGCCAACACAGUUGUCAAAUUUUGUUUUUGGGUACGAAGCCUUGAUGUUUUGUGAGAGGGAGGGUAUAUCAAUACUUUUAUUAAUUGAUUGGUUUUUUUUAAAUGCAGCCGUUUGCAGCAGGGCCUCGCUUGUUCGCAGAUAAUAUGCAUUUCUCUCGCCUGGCUAUCAGAGAGUAGCGGGUGGCAGGAGGCGGGGAGGGGAGGGGAGCAGAAUAACUUUGCAAAAGCAUCUUUCUAUCUCUCUCUGAGUGUGAGACAGAACAAGAGAAGCACAGAGCCCAUUUGUCUCGCCUUGCACUGUGGGAGGAGGGUUGGCAUCUUGACUUGGCGGGCUACUGGACCCCUCCCCGGAUUGUCUGCCCUGUCAAAGCCACCUGUUGCUCUGCGGCCUGCAAGUUUGUGGCUGACAGAUGUACCGCAUGGGGAGCAGAGGGAGCAGAAAGCGUUGAGACCCCAGAGAACCCUCCUUGGCUCCGAUCUGCCCGGCCUGGUUUUUUUUUAAAAGGCAGGCAGGAGAAGGUGGUACAGUGGAUUCUGCUGCUUGGGGUGAUGCUGUUUGCUUUGGCAGGUGUUUCCCGUACAGCUGGGUUUAACCAUAUGGGUGCCCACAGAGACUUGCUGAAUGAAAAAGAGGAGGAUAUCCGUAUCUCGGUUCGCUGUGUUCAAACCAAAGUGAUAUAAAGAAAUCUUCAAGCCCGCUUGUGCGGAAACCUCUGUGCAUGCUUUAUUUUAAAUAUUAGGAUUUCUUUUCAAAACAUAGAGAAAAGAGCCAAAUAUCCAUGCUGGCGGCAGGAGGAAUUAUUAUAUUUAGUUUUGUGUGUUUUUUUGUCUAGCCCUCUCUCUGUAUGUACAUCGAAGACAAUGUUAACUGAAAACUGCAACAUGUAUCCAUGCAGUACACACAAGCCUGACCUGUAGACACCGGACACUAUUGUGUGUGUACAUGCUUCACGACAACCAUGCUAGAGUCUUGACCCUUUUUUAAAAGAAAAAGAAACGAAUUUUGCAGGAAUCAAAUGCUGCCCUAUAGCUAAUUUCUCUCUGAAACUGUAAGACAUGGGUAGGCAAACUAAGGCCCGGGGGCCGGAUCCGGCCCAAUCGCCUUCUAAAUCCGGUCCACGGACGGUCUUGGAAUCAGUGUGUUUUUACAUGAGUAGAACGUGUGCUUUUAUUUAAAAUGCAUCUCUGGGUUAUUUGUGGGGCAUAGGAAUUUGUUCUCCCCCCUGCCCCAAAUAUAGUCCGGCCCCCCACAAGGUCUGAGGGACACUGGACCGUCCCCCUGCUGAAAAAGUUUGCUGACCCCUGCUGUAAGACAAAACAGUGGCAAACGUGGGUCCCCAGAACACAAUAAGCCGAACACAUUGCAGAGCCAAGUCAGAAUUCCUGUGUCUUUUAAAGGCUUCUACGAAGAGGGAACUUUAGCCAGUGGCACUAGUUGUACUGGAUUGAGAAAAGCAAAUCUGGUGUUGUGUAGUGGUUAAAGUAUUGCGCUUUGACCUGGGAGACCAGGGUUCAUAUCUCAACUUGGCCAAGAAACUCACCGGGUGAUCUUGGACCAGUCACCAUCUCUCAGCCUAACCUGUAUCACAGGGUUGGUUAUAUCCAUUUAUUUGCGUAUAUAUAUAAAUUAUAUACCACUGUGUCAUAAAUAUAUACUGUAUUUUUUGCACCAUAACACUCACUUUUUUCCUCCUAAAAAGUAAGGGGAAAUGUCUGUGCGUGUUAUGGAGGGAAUGCCUACGGGUGGCAUGCCUACGGAUUUUCCUCCUAUAAAAACUAUGUGCGUGUUAUGGUCGGGUGCGUGUUAUAGAGCGAAAAAUACGGUAUAUAUUACAGUGGUUUACAGCAGUGAACCUGAACGCUGGAAGAUUCAGGACAGAGAAAAGGGGUUAUCUUUUUCACACAGUGCAUAGUUUAACUAUGGAACUCGCUGCCUCAAAGAUGUGGGCAUGGCUGCUCCCUUGAAUGGCUUUAGAAGGGUCUAUAAGUCAUAGAGAACAAGACGCUCAGUAGCCGCUUUGCUCCAUCUUCCUCCCAGGGACUGGCUUGCCCUGUUCUCUGCUCCUGUGGCUCCCAUUGGGCCGAGUGAUCCAGUAGCAGGGAGGAAGCACUUGAGGAGAAGGGCAGGCAGCAUGGGAGCAGUCUGGCCGCUAGGCAGGAAGUGGGCGGGAAGCGAUAGGGGAGUUGGCUGACUUGGGUCGCUGCUGCCUGCCCUUAUUUUUCCUGUCGGCCGUCUUUGCAUAUAGCUCCUGCUUGCAUUUUGAAUGGGGUUAAGGAUAGGUGUCCUCCUGUAAGUUGGCGCUCAUGCCUGCGGACCCUUUCUUCAUCUUUUCAGCGGCCAGCCCUUAGCUGAGCAGCUGUGGGAUUUCAGAACCUGCCUUUAUAACGGCUGUAAAUUCUAUGUUUUGAUUUCAUUCUCUCCCUGGUACUAGAGAAAAUGCUUUGUUUGCUUGCUUCAGUCACAUUUCCAUCUCUGCAGAGCUCUAGGUAGCAAACAUGGUUUUCCCCCAUCUCCUUUAAGCCCUCCACAGCAGCCCUGUGAGGUAGAUUAGGCCGAGAGGCAGUGAGCGGCUCAAGCUCACCCAGUGAGCUUCAUGGCUGAGUGGGGAUUUGAAGGCCAACGCUGUAACCACUACACCACACUGGCUGUCUCACACGGUCUUUGUUGGUAGACCUGGACCUGCCGUGUUAGCAUCACAAAGGUCUUUUAACCAGUGUUAGAAAUUAGCCUGGUGCCAGGCGUGUUUUGCAACAUGCUAGCUGUUGGAACUGCCCUUCUGCCCAUGGUAACUUCCUUUGCCAAAAUAGCAAAAAGUCAUAUUUGUGUGCUCUCUGCACCUUCUGAGCAUCACAGACUCAUUGCACACAUUCAGCCUUGUUGCAUUUCCUCUCUCCUCUGCCUGUCUUCCCCCUCCUUUUUUUUCCUUUUUUUUUUUUUUGGCAAUUCCCCCAUUGGGAUUCCCCCACUGGAAAACCAAACCCCACCCUCACCCCAAUACUAACAGCAGCAGCCUGGCGUCUGCUUGCUUUCUGUUGAAAUUGGUCCCUCUCCAAUGUGGUAUAAUAAUUAGGUUGCCUCAGACCAGUAGAAUCAGCUAGUUGCUGCAAGCUGGGAGUUAGUGCUCAUCUUUCUUUGUAGGAACGCUAAAGGAAAAAUCUCCCUUCGUUUUGCUCAACAAGGUGCGUUGUGUUCUCUUUGAACUUAAAACUCGCUACUAGCAACCUGCUUCAGCAUUUAAGAUCUGCUGCUAGGAACUUCAGCUGGGGCUGACUUGGUGUCUUUUGCCGUAUUUCCAUAGGUGUCUCUCAGCCUUGAACUGCUUGACCACCACCUUGUUACCUGUGGUCACUGGCAGAAACUUGCAGCAAAGCUGCUCUUACCUCCCACUCUCCACCACCCCCCCAAAAAAGCUGCUGCUUCAGCAGACAUGUUUCUCUGCAGGGUUGGGCUGAAAGUCAUAUAGAAACAUGUAGCAAUCCAUCAAGCAGUCCUAAAGCCUGCCCUGAUAAGAUCAGGCCUUUUCCCUUUGCUUUGGCUGCUAGCCAGGUUGGUAGCAAACAUCUCUCCUCAAGAGAAACACUGUAUUCUUGAACCACUUGUGUUCUUUGAUAAUAAGAACGUACAGCCCGUGGCAUGUAUGUCUCAAGACAACUUUUCCAACGGGUUGUCGACAAGCAGUGGAGCCAGUGUUUGAAACUCAGGUAUAUAACCUAGGUGCUAAAUGGCACCUUAAACCUCGGUUACGGUUGCGACAGCAAGACCCUCUUGGUCCCUUCCAGUGCUACAGGUCUAUGAUCUCGUGUACAUUGCUUGCCACUUGCUCUUUCAAUAAUUCGCUUGUCCCAGUAUGCAAGGAGGAGAAACACACACAGUGGAAAUGGUAUUAAAGCAGAGGUUUUAAAACUGUGGUUGCGAACCUGGCAACCAGAAAUCUCCACAUGGUCCCGUACCAGUCGCAAAAAACUCCUGGCACCUGGCUAUUAUCUAACACGAGUGAGAAGGGCAGCAGGAGCGAAUAUCUUCUUCCCCUUUUCUGUCCUCGGCCUGAUUAACAAAAUUAACUAGGCCCGUCCAUGCACUGAGAUCAGCAAAGGAAGCCCUGUUUUGGUUUAAACCAUGAAUCAUGGGUUAAUAAACUAGAAUAUGCACAAUCAACAGGUACCUGCAAGCAGCUGCCUUGUUCUACACAAGCGAGCAAACGAGCCAAGCAGUUGCUCUUAACCAUAGUUUGGUGUUACAUCCAAAUUAGGAAACUAUGGUUAACAGCUUCAAAACGUGUGAGGAUUUGCAUGCCAGCUUGAAACCAUGAUAGAAGUUUGAAGAAAGUGGAUAGAAUCCCCCCCACGCCCUCUGUCACUGGAACUUGUAGACAUCCAAUGAGGCUGGAAGUUAGAAGAGCCAGGGCAGAUUUUUUUAAAAAAGUACUUUUUCUUGCAGCGCAGUUAACUGUGGAACUCACUUCCACAGGAGGCAGCGAUGGCCAUCAACUUGGAUGGCUUUAAAACAAUAUUAGACAAAUACAUGGAGGAAAAGGCUUUCGGUGGCUACUGGCCAUUAGGGCUAUGUUCUUCCUCCACUCUCAGAGGCAUUACAUUGCUGGAAAUUGCAGGUAGAGGUUGAUGUUGCGCUCAUGCCCAGCUUGCAGGCUUCCCACUGGCAUCCAGUUGGCCGCUGUGAGGACAGGAAGCUGACCUGCAUAAGCAGGCCUGGCUCAUGUUCUUAUGACGCACGUGUCUUUUGUUGAAUUAUUCUAUUAUCUCGCUGUAUUUCUGCCCCACUUUUCUAUGAACUAUUUUCACAGCAGCUAACAGUCUGAAAGGUGGUCAUACUUGAACAGAGGAAAACCAGAGAGAAGCUCCCGUGGGCUGCUCUUAAAUUAGGAAUCUGCCAUACACCAGGUCAGACCACUUGGCCAGUAUUGUCUUGGUCAGUAUAGUUCACACUGGCGGGCAGUGGCUCUCCAGGCAGAGGAAACUCCCAGCCCUACCUGGAGAUGCCAGGGAUUGAACCUGGAACUUUUUGCAGGCAUUGCAAUUUCUCUGCCAUUGAGCUGUAGUGAGGCUCAAUGCCCCAAGGCUCAAAGCAUCAAGAAGUUCAACUCUACUCAUUUGGGUCCAAAUAGAGACAAUGGUAUGGUUUCCCACUACAGAUGUUCUUUAACUCAGCAACGCCAAGCUGAUUGUUUUGCCACCUACGUAUGUUAGUGGCCACCUGUUUGCUUGUGCCCUGUUUUGUUCUUUGAGUCCAAGGGACGCUGGUGGCACUGUGGUCCAAGCCACUAAGCCUCUUGGGCUUGCCGAUCGGAAGGUCGGCGGUUCAAAUCCGCACGAUGGUGGUGAGCUCCCAUUGCUCUGUCCCAGCUCCUGCCAACCUAGCAGUUCAAAAGCACGCCAGUGCAGGUAGAUAAAUAGGUACCACUGUGGUGGGAACGUAAACGGCAUUUCUGUGUGCUCUGGUUUCUGUCAUGGUGUCCUAUUGCACCAGAAGCAGCUCAGUCAUGCUGGUCGCAUGACCCAGAAAGCUGUCUGUGGACAAACGCUGGCUCCCUCGGCCUGAAGUGAGAUGAGCGCCGCACCCCAUAGUCAGUUAACUGUCCAGGGGUCUUUUUCUUUGAGCUCCUGUUGGUAACUUAACCAUGGCAACCUUUCUCUCCCUUCUUUCUAGGCCAAAAGGAAGCUGGAUCUGGAAGGAACAGGCCAGCAGUGCAUCCCAGAGUUCCGAACCCCAAAGGGCAAAGGAAGGACGCUCCCGCAUAUCCCCAGUCCCAAAAGUAAGUGGAAGCAGAAGUCCUGGGUGGAGAAAAGGUUGCAUUCUUUUAUUUUUAGUUGCCAUUUUUUAAAAUCUAAAAAUCAAGUUUCUAGCCCUUAUGACUGAUUAGCUUGGAAGUCAUGUGGGCAGCAUCCCGGAAAGCUGAGAAGCUAAAUGUGUAUGUACUGAUGAAAUAGAAAAAGGUAACUCAGUGUACAAAGUCACUUUUUAACACACAUGUGGCUGUGCUGUAUUGCAAAUCAUAGAAUUGUAGAGUUGGAAGGGACCCUGAGGGUCAUCUAGUUCAACCCUCUACAGUGCAGGACUCUUUUGCCCAAUGUGAGGCUCGAACCCACGACCCUGAGAUGAAGAACGCUAGUAUAUGUCACCGCAGGGUGUGGAAGAAGAGAGAUCAAAACCUACAGGUGGAUUAGCGGGUGGUUUGUGGGUGUUUAAUAACAGGGAUAACAAAAAGCUGGUUUCCCCCACCCCUUGUCUAAAUUAGGCUGUUAGAAUCUCUGGUCUGUAGUAACUCAGAUGCAGAUUUAUGCCUGCAGGUGCAGGUCACUCCAGUGUCUGGCAGCAAGUAGAUGUUUGGCUCCUCCCUGCAAGCUACCAUUUCCCACCUAGCCCCGCCCCUGCUGUGAUUUUGCACCUGGCAGGGAAAUUGCAGGGCUCCUGCCUUGGUGUGUCUCGGUUGAAAGGCACUUCCCUUCCCAUCCGUAGCAAAAGGAAGAGGAGGCAGCGAUGGCAAAGGAGCAAGCAAAUGGGGAAAGCAAGCACUUUCCAACAAAAGUGAGGGGAAAGGUGGCCACAAUCCUGCAGCCAGCUAGUAGGAGAUGCCAUCUGCCAGCGUUGAGUCAGGGAAGGCUUGCGUUACUUUCUUGUAGCACGCAAGCGGCUUAGAUCUUGGCAGAUCUUAGGAAGUUGCUUUUUGCAGAGUAGGGUUAUUAGGCAGUGAAUGAGGGACAGCCGCCUUUCCCCCUCCACAUACAACUGUCCUUCCCAUAGGGGCAUUUUCUGGGACUCAGAAGGGUCGAGCAAGAGGCUCAUUGUAGCUUGAAGCAGCCGCAGAGCUUGUCCCAUUUUAAAAGGAAAGGGUUUAUGUUCUCUCCUGCCACGUCUCAGUGGGAAGCUACCAGGGCCCCGACAAAAUUUACAAGAAUUCAGUUACAGUGGUACCUCGGGUUAAGUACUUAAUUUGUUCUGGAGGUCCAUUCUUAACCUGAAACUGUUCUUAACCUGAAGCAGCACUUUAGCUAAUGGGGCCUCCUGCUCCUGCCGCGCCGCCGGAGCACGAUUUCUGUUCUCAUCCUGAAGCAAAGUUCUUAACCCGACGUAAUAUUUCUGGGUUGGCGAAGUCUGUAACCUGAAGCGUAUGUAACCUGAGGUACCACUGUACAAGAAUUCUGUGUGCAGGCUAUGGCAACUCUUCUCUUUUGCAUUUUCAGCCCCUAAGUCACCUGGGGAGAAGACCCGCUAUGACACGUCGCUCGGCCUGCUAACUAAGAAGUUCAUCCACUUGCUCAGUGAGUCGGAGGAUGGUGUGUUGGACCUGAACCGGGCCGCUGAGGUGCUGGAUGUCCAGAAGCGGCGCAUCUACGAUAUCACCAAUGUCCUGGAGGGGAUUCAGCUCAUUCGGAAGAAAUCCAAAAACAACAUUCAAUGGAUGUAAGUGCGUUGGGGAGCUGGGAGCAGACCCAGUGCCUUAGCUGCUGGACCCCUGGUGAAAAAUGACAGCUAAGGGAAUUGCAGCCUUGCCCAGUGAGGUUGGCAGGAUACGACAGGGACAAGAAUAAUAACCCUCCCCUUUCUCCCCAAAAGGGCUAGAAACAUUAUUAGGGAAAUACAUUACGCCAUAAUUGUUUUGUGGGUAUGUGCUGUUACUGUCGUUUGAGAAAGUUAUCAGCGGGUGCCAUAUUUCAAUAGUCAUCUAAGUCUCACCCAAUAUGGCAAUCUUGGUUUGGACAUAAUCUACUUUUAGGUGUUCUUUUUUUUUUUUUUACACAGUUGACCAAAUUUAACCAACAUCCUUCUAAGUCCAGUUUUGUUCAAAGAGAGCACACAACUAGGUCAUCGGCGUAAAGCAGAAUGGACACUUGCCAAGAGUGUGUUUGGUCAAUUUCUCUACCAACGGCACUGUCCAUACCAUUUGUCUCUUUAGUGAAAGUUGCAGAAGAUCCAAGUUUUAACUUCUUUUUAAUUACAAUCGUACCUUGGAAGUUGAACAGAAUCCAUUCCGGAAAUCCGUUCAACUUCCAAAACGUUUGAAAAUCAAAGUGCUGCCAAUUGGAAGCUGCGGAGGCCCAAUAGGACAUUCGGCUUCCAAAAAUAGUUCGCAGACCGGAACUGUCAUUUCCGGGUUUGCAGCGUUUGGGAGCCAAAAUGUUCAAGAACUAAGCUGUUUGAAAACCAAGGUACGACUGUACUGGUUCUAACGUACAUUCUAUGUAAACUGCUUAGCGCUUUUGAUGAUGAAGUGGUAUACAUUAAAUCCUGUUGAAGAAAUUAACAUAAUGAUAAAGUUGGUUCUCGUUUGAAUGCAGCAAAAUGCAGUUCUGCGCUCAUUCAGUGUCUCUUUUGAUUUGCUACCCAGGGGGACAGGGAUUUUUGAGGACUCCUCUGUGGCAACGAAGCAGCAGGUGUUGCGGCAGGAGCUGACGGAACUGUCUAAGACCGAGAGGAUGCUGGACAAGCUCAUCCACGAGUGCACACUUCAGUUGAAGCACCUGACAGAUGAAGAAACAAAUCAGAGAUAUCCUUUAGAGGGCCAGGAGGUUCUGGAGAAGUUGGGUGGGAGUCUGGAGAGCUGGCUUCUAUCCCCAGUGAACAAUGUAGCUCAAUGUGGCUCUCAUGAGAAUUGUUGGAUUCCAGCUUCCAUCAGCCCCAGAUAGCAGGGCGUCAAGGGUGCUUCCCAGCUGAAGGAAUACUCAUGGCAGAUGGUUAAGCCUUUAUUGUCAAAGAUAACACUUACAGUCACUUCUGCAGCUCUGGAUACCUAUGCACCCCAAUCCAGUUAUUUCUGGGCCCUCACUCUAUAGAGCAGUAGCAUCAACAUGGGUCCACUCCCCUCCACCAGUUUAUAUAUCUUUCCUUGAUGGGCUGCAUUCAUGCAGUCAGAGACUGUGCCUGUGUGGCAACUUCCUCUGCUCAACCCUUUUCAGUUCCCUCCUGGUUCUAGGGGACAGUGGUGCAGGAGAGGGUGGGGAAGCACCUGGCCCUUCACUUGCCUGAUCUGCCUCUUCCUCGUCUUCCGACCCAUCUUGUGCAGCACUGAAGUUUCCCCUGCCUCUUGAUUCUUGCCUCCUGGCUGGUACAGGUGCCCACAGAUCACUGUGUCACUCUCCUGAGUCAGACACCAGCCCUCUUUCCUCCAGGGCAGACUCAUAGUCCCCAAUGCAUUUGCCAGGCAUGAUGGGAGUUGGAGUCAUGCUACAUCUAGAGAACACCAUGUUGGCUUACCUCUGCCUGAGCUGAUUCUGGGUACGGGUGCCUGGUGUUUUCUUUAACUUCUGCCCUGCCCUACGCUAGCAUAUGUCACGUAUCAGGAUAUCCGGGCCAUCAGCAACUUCAAUGAGCAGACGGUGAUUGUGGUCAGAGCCCCACCAGAAACCCGGCUGGAGGUGCCAGACGUUUGCGAGGUGAGAUUGCAAGAUUGGGUUGCAAGAGUAUAAAUAAUGUAAGAAGAGCCUACUGGAUCAGGCCAAUGUCCCAUCUAGUCCAGCAUCUUAUUUUCAGUGGUUCCACCAAUUGCCAAUGGAAAAGCCCUCCGGCAGACCUGAGCAGUUUCCAGCAACUGAUAUUCAGAAGCAUCCUGCCUCCAGCUGUGGGGCUAGAGAUAUCCCUCAGGGCCAGUAGCCAUCAAUUGCCUUAUCCUUUAUGAAUUUGUUAAGCCCCAUUUUUUUUCUUUCUUUUAUUAAUGUUCUUAUGUAUGUAUACAUUAUCAUAUUACAUUACAGGGCAUAUUAUAAUAUAAUUUCCAACAUGUAUACAAAGUUUAUACAGUGGUACCUUGGGUUACAUACGCUUCAGGUUACAUGUGCUUCAGGUUACAGACUCCGCUAACCCAGAAAUAGUGCUUCGGGUUAAGAACUUUGCUUCAGAAUGAGAACAGAAAUUGUGCUCUGGAGGCGCAGCAGCAGCAGCAGGAGGCCCCAUUAGCUAAAGUGGUGCUUCAGGCUAAGAACAGUUUCAGGUUAAGAACGGACCUCCGGAACGAAUUAAGUACUUAACCCGAGGUACCACUGUAUACCAAAUUUAUGUACCUAAAGAUAGAAAAAAAGAAAAGAAAAAAGACAUAAAGCCAUUUCAAAAUAAUAUUUGUACCAACACUACGGACUUCCUGUCAAUCUCGUAUAUUCUUUUUUUUACAAAUGAAUGUACUCUUAUUAUUGUAUAUUUCUUUACAUUGUAUCUAAUAUAUUCCUAUAUCAAUAUGUACCCUUAAUCUUGUUUCUCAACUCAAUUUCUCUCCAACGUCAAUCGAAUGCUAGCAUAGAUAGCGAACCUUUACUAUAUUUUUGAACAUAUAUCUUAUAUCUAUCCCAUUUUCCCGUAAAUUUUUGUUUUGAAUUUCCUCUCAGCCUAUUUGUCAACUGCGCCAUUUCAGCAAAUUCUUGUAGUUUAUUAUGCCAGUCCGUUAUUGUUGGGGCUUCUUCUUCCUUCCACCCCUUUGCUACCAAAGUCUGGGCUGCAGCCGUUGCAUAUAAAAAUACCUCUCUAAAGGCCUUCAGGAUGUCCCUGCCAACAAUACUCGUUAAGCCCGAUUUUCAAGCCAUCCAAGUUGAUGGCCACCACUGUCUCCUGUUUUUUUGCCUGCCUCUUGGUAGCAUUAGAAUACUAGAAUUGUUGAGUUGGAAGGGACCCUGUGGGUCAUCUAGCCCAACCCCCUGUAAUGCAGGAAUCUCAACUAAAGCAUCUGUGACAGGUGGCCAGCUAACCUCUGCUCGGAAACCUCCAAUGAGGGAAGAGUCCACCACCUCCCGAGGAAGUCCAUUCCACUGUCAAACAGCUCUUACUGUCAGAAAGUUCUUCUUGAUGUUUAGUUGGAAUCUCCUUUCCUGUAACUCAAAGAGUGGCUUCACAAGAUGAGAGCUAGCAUAGCAUUAGUGGGUAAGAGACUCCUCUGCAUCGGGGAGUCCUGGGUUCAAAUCCCACAGCUGUCAUGAACUUACAAGGUGACCCAUAGGCAUGUCACUUUUAUUUCAGCCUCAGUUUCUCCUCCUGCCCUCUGUAAAUGCAGAAUAAUAACGCUCGCCUACAUUGCGGCAUGGACCCUAUUACCAUGUUAUUGACAGCUUGAUAGGGCCCUGUUUCCUAAGUAAAACGUAGCCUGGUAGAACAUAGGAAACUGUCUUGAACUGCCUAUUUGUCCAACUACCCUAAUACUGUCCACUCUGACUAGCAGCUUCUUCCUGGGUAUUUAAGCCUUCCGCAUGUAAUGUGGCCUCCUGGGGGAGGGGAGGGGGGGUGAUAGCGUACCUUCCUAGCCUCUGGCCCAGAUCUCAGUGAGUUGUGUUUGGCUUGGUAGGUUGCAGGUUGUUCUCUAGUCUCACACUGCUUUCCUCUUUUCUGGCCAGGAGAACGUCCAGCUGCAUCUGAAAAGCAACAACGGCCCCAUCGAGGUAUACCUCUGUCCUGAGGAAAUCCUGGAGGAGAGCCCAGCCAAGGAAGGCAGCUUCCCUGCUCCAGCACCCCAGGAGAGCAGCAACCCCCCGACAGUGAAAGGUAAAAUCUUAGGGGUCUGGAUAACCAAUGCCUUGGCACUUUUGCACUAGUGGAUUGUAUUUUGGUUUCUGCAAGGUGUCUCUGCAGACACCCCACACACACACCUUUCCAGCAAUGCCCCCCCCCCAAACUGGCUUGUUUGCUUGUCUCAGGGCGGAGCACCCCGGGCCAAAGCAUCCUUCCUUGGGUCCCUUCCUGCUUAACCCAGCAGCAGUACCCAGCAGUUGGGUCUUGUGGCCACCUUUUUCAUUUCCUACAAUGGCCUGCACUGUAGCUCCCGAAUCUGCUGCGAUGCUAAACAAGGCAAGACAAGCAGACGGGUUACGAGUCUCCAAGGAACUCUUGCCUGAUAGCAGAAUCCGCAUACAAAGUCAGACAGUCUAGAGAUCAGGGAAUCCAGAUGGUCGCAGAGCCAAGGGUCCAGAUGGAGAGCAGGAAGCAGCAAGGUAGGGCCAGGAACUACAAGCAUUGUUUCUAGCACCUGACUGUUGCUGGAAGCUCUGCUUCAGAAGGCUGAAGCCAGCUGGUUCUCAGCAGUGCCUUCUCUGAGUCCUUGAAGGCUGAUCAGCUGCUGGUGUAGUCACUCUGCCUUCUCCCCCUUCAGGCUGCUGUUCAGCAGGCAAGGGGGACUACUGGCCCAUGACAAUUACUGCCUUCGAUCGUGGAGACAGAACGUAGCCAUCAAAGUCAGUAGCCAUGAACUUGUCCUCCUAUGUAUUAGUCUGAUCCUCUUUUAAAACCAUCCAAGUUGGUGGCCAUCCUUGCCUCCUGUGGGAAGCAGUGCCAUCAUUUAUGUGCUGCAGAAAGAAGGACUUUUAUCUGUCCUGAAAUCUUCAGCUUCACUGGAUGUCCACCAGUGUCUUGAGAAAGGGAGAAAGCCUUUUCGCUCUCCAUUUUCUCCAUGCAAUGCGUAAUUGUAUAAACUUUUCUCAUGUCACCUCUUGCCUAAAAAAGCCCCCAGUGCUGCGACCCUUCCUCAUAGGGGCAUGGUUCCAACCCCUUGAAACUGUUGGGGCUCCCUGCCGUCUGCUUCUCCCAAUAAUAAUAAUAAUAAUAAUAAUAAUAAUAAUUUUUUAUUUAUACCCCGCCCUUCCCGGUUCAAAAACCGGACUCAGGGCAGCUAACAACAAAUUUAAAACACUUAAUUGUAAAAGCAGUAUAAAAACAUAAAUAACAAUAAAAUUAAAAAUUCAAUUUAGGGGAAUAAGCAUUAGAUAAUCCCCAGGGCUAUCUGGCUGAAUUGGUCCUACUUGGGCCAGCGAGGAGGCCAGGGGAGAAUUAGCUGUGGGGUCUCAGAGCGGGUAAUCUUCAUAAAAGGGGAGGGGGAGGGAAGAGAAGGGAAAUAAAAGAUCAGGCUGAGUUCAAAUUAAAGGCCAGGUAGAAUAGCUCUGUCUUACAGGCCCGGCGAAAGGAGGUUAAAUCCUGUAGGGCCCUAGUCUCAUGGGACAGAGCAUUCCACCAGGUCGGAGCCAUCACUGAAAAGGCCCUUCUCCCAGUGGGUACCAGCCACCACUGCUCCCUUCUCUUUCUGUCUUUCCCCAGUCGAGACCGUGAAGACUGAACUGCCCAGCUGCCUGAUGGAAGGGGAAGACGGCUUCCUCGAGCUGCCCCACCACCUCCUGCAACAGACCGAGGACCAACUCCCUUCCGCUUCCUAUGGUGACGCGGGGCCCUUUGUCACCUUCUCCCCUCCCCUCGACCAGGAGGACUACCUGUGGGGGCUGGAGGAGGGCGAGGGCGUCAGCGACUUAUUUGAGGCCUACGACUUGGGCGACCUGCUAAAGAACUGAGCCCCAGGAUCCCCAGGCCCUUCUCAUGGUGCUAAUUCCCUCCACUCCAGAGCCUCGGGGCUUUUCUGCCUUGGGGCACCUGCUUGCAUUUGGGCCCCGUGGAACCUGGCUGCCAAGACCUCCACAAGCAGCACUCCGAGAGAUCCUUAUUCAUCUCAGGCUUUUCUGAAACCGUCGUGGACGUUGUGCGUGACACUCCCCCCCUUGAUGCAAUGAGAAGUGCCAACAGCUGCCAUGGGGGGGACCCCCCUCCCACCCCUUUUCCUUCUGCAGAGGUUACAAGCUGGAUGAUUAUCCCUCCACUCCACUCGUGGUGCCAGCAGCUAGAAUAGCCCAUGCCUGUGACUUUUCUAGGGACCCUUGAAACCUUAACCCCAUGAUGCGUCCUUGUUUUGUUCCAAUUUCUCACCGAGGCAGAAAUGGUCUAUUUAGGGCAGUAUCAGUAGCACCAGGUGUGAUUCUGGCUGGCAAAGCAACUGCGCUAAUCCCAGCAGCAGGAGAUGUGCAAGUGAGCUACUGCUGCGAUUCCUCUCCAAGUAUCAGUCCUGUGGCACGAUGUGUCUGAGCUAAAAGCCCAUCCUGGUGAAGCCGAUUAAACUUGAAACUUCCUUUCCAGUGCGCUCUGGUAUGAAGCUGCAAGGUUGCAUGCUUCCUCCUGCGAAUGCACCAUGUGAUGUUCUCAAUCUGAAAUGAACGGCUGGGGAACCUGUUGGACUGCAGCUCCCAUCACUCCAGGCUGGCUGGGGCUGAUGGGACUUGUUGUUGAAUACUGGGAGGACCACAGGUUCUCUCCUGUAUCAGGAGGGUAGGGGAAGGUUUCCUUUGUCUCCUACGGUAGCUAGAACAAGGUGAGGUUGGCUUAUUUCUUGCAGGCUGAGUUCUAAGCAAGCCUUGCACAUCCCUUGCUAAGACGUCUAUGGAGAGGUUAAGCUGCACUUUUUGGACUUAAGCCAUGCAAAGGGAUCUGUCCUCUUCAUUUCCAAGGGUAGCCUCAUCCUUAGAAAUGGAGCCAUUUCUGUUUGGCGGAACCCUGCUCCUUGCUUCAGAUGGUUCUGCCUUGGGCAAAGCAUUCUUUCUUCCGCUAGAGUUGUCUGACCCCUCCAGACGUUGUCAGACUCCAACUUCCACCAGCCCCGAUCAGCCGUGUUAUUGAUGAGGGAUGAUGGGAGUUGGAGUCCCAGCAACAUCCAGAAGACCAGAGGGUUCCGCAUCCCUGCACUGUAGCCCCCGUCCCAAAUUUAGGUACUCCAGAGGAUGUAAUCUCUUGUCAUUCAUAAUCGCCAGAUGUAGUAGCUCACCUUGAGGUGUUGGAGGAGCUCAGCUGGAAAGAUUGGAACCCUUAAAGCAGGAUUGGGGUACCUUUGGCCCUCCAGAUGUUGUUGGACUCCCAACAUCUGGAGAGGACUGCAGAUUCCCCAACUCUGCCUUAUUGGUUCACUUCAAUUUUAAUCUUCAACCUCACCAUUGUCACCAAAUCCUCCUGCCUAACAGAGCCUUAUUUCUUUGUAUUGGGGCUCGCCAUCUUUGGGUAUCAAAUUUGGCUUAGUAAGUGAGCGAGCAAGGCCUUUUCCUAAGCUUUUCCCAUCCAUGACCAAGAAAUAUAAAACGGGGAAGCUCUUUUGGCUGGACCCACUGCUGUAGGAGCCUAGGGAAGCUUUGGAGUUGCAUAGAGUUUGCCUGGCAAGCACAAAACCUUGCUGGUUCUUCUAACUGUGUUUGUUGCCCUCUAAAAGUUGAUGUCCUGCCAGUUCUAGUUUUUUUAAUAUGUCAUUGCAGAGCUAGACAAGACACAGGCCAGUCCCUGAAAAGACCAUCUUUCUCUUCUCCCCAGAAACGUUUAGUGAAAGACUCUGAACAUCACAUUAUGUGGGGAGUUUUCCCACCUUCGCUUCAUGCAUUGUCAGCUGCGAGUGUGAAAUAGCAGCAUGAUGAACCAUCAAGCCCAAGCAUCCAGUUUCUCUAGAUGAUCUAUGAGAGAAAGUUGGGGUGCAAUUUAGAUGCAUCAUUCUUGAUGACUGACCUUGCUGUCUGGGUCUGGUAGGAGCGGUGGUCCCAAAACAUCUGGAAUGGCCACAGGUUCCCCAUCUCUGCUAUAGGGGAUGUGUACUGUCUCAGGGAACAAUGGUUUCAUUUGUUCUGAUGCUCCUGACCAAAUAACAUGCUGCCUUUGGAGGUGCUGCUGCUCUGAACUGUUCCUUAUCUCUCUCUCUGUCUCUCUCUCUCUCUCUUUGUCUAUAACACACACACACACACACACACACAGAGAGAGAGAGAGAGAGAGAGAGAGAGAGAGAGAGAGAGAGAACUUCUUUGUGGAAUGAAUCGAGAGUCUUGGAACCAAACGUUUUGCUUGGGUAUUUAUGGUAAGUGACAGUGCCUGACCGUGGAGAUUUGGAAACACUUCUCCUUGCAGCCUCAUUUACUCUGAAUCCAGGAUUGCAGGUGUAGUCCUUUGCUUGGAGGUCUGUCACCAUGAGUGCCAUUCAUUCUAGAGAGCUGUUCAGGGAGAACUGGGCAGUUGAACUUACAAUGGAGAGUACAUAGCCAUCCGCCAACAUGUCUGGUGCGUGCCUGAUCUUCAGAGCACAAAUUGCAUCCCAAUUUGAACAGAUCCUCAGUCUCACAUACUCCUUGUCCUCAUGGUGCAUAACACCAAAUUCCACGAAUAAGUUAAGCUGGUCUUUAAAUCAUAGGAUUUGAGCCAUGAGUUUGCCUCCUGAUGAUCACUUCUUCCAUGGCUGAAUUAGGCUUAGUUUUUACUGGGGCAGCAAACCUGCAUCAGGUCUAUAGCACUUCAGGCUGCAGGAGGAAUUUGCAUAAUACAUAUUGUUCUCCUGUGUUUAUUUUUAAAUGUUCCUGCAUGUGAAAAUGGGGUGUUAAGGGUGUGGGCCUGCCCUUCUGGCAUGCUAGUUUUCUGCUUGCAAAGACUUGUUUUGUUGUUGGAGCAUCAGUUCAUGGCAGUCCCCACCAGCAGUUUGCCAUGUUGAAAUGUAGGCGGAUGGAAGUGCAAUACCUCAGUAAGGACUAGGAUUUUGUUGUAGCACUAAAUAAUCAAGCAAUAGUGUGAAGGUGUGGAUUGCAAGAAAGUGAGACUGACUAGUUGCUGCCUUGGAGUGUGUGGUCUGCUGCUGAUAUCUGCUGUUUCCACUAGCAGGGAUCAGCUUGACACAGUCCUUGCAUGACAACAAGUGUGUUGAGUGAAUGCAGCCCUCCUUUGCAAAACAUCUUUUCCUGAUACAGCACAUUAAAAUAUCUGGAAAGUGCUCCAUUCCCUAAUUCAUUAGGGAAACAUAAAAAGGUGAAAAUUGUGCUUUGAGGAGAAGAUUUCAUGUACAUUAUUUAUCUUUUUCAGUGAGUUGUUUGUUCCCUGCAACUACUGUAAAGAAAGAAAGAAAGAAAGAAAGAAAGAAAGAAAGAAAGAAAGAAAGAAAGAUGGGCUUCAUCCUAAGGUGGCCCAGCCAAUCAGGGCUUACUUUGCAUUUUGAAAUCACACCAUCAUGUGACCAAAUACACCAGUUGCGUGGAACACCAUUCAGUUCUUAGUACCCUCCCAAAUUAACGGGACACAGAGCAUGAAUUCAUCCUGGAUUCAACCACUGGGUUGCCAGUUGCCAACCUCACUUUAAACUCUGAUAGCUCAUUAAUUUGGUAUAGAUUAUUUUGAGGCUUGUCUGGAAAGCUGGGGGUGGGGGGGAAUGGGCAUGAAAGUCUUAGGUAAGAAAUGCCACAGUGCUGUUUUUUGGGGAGGAGGUAUUCAUUCCUUUUCUGCGACAGAAGGACACUUAAGGGCUAUGUGUUAUAUACCUGUUUGAAAAUAAGCUUUUGGAACUGAAUUGUCUUAGUUGAUUUAUUUGCAUAGACGAGGUUCUUUACUUUGUACAUAGCAAAAUGAGUUGUGAGUUUGGAGCUUCAUCAACCCUUCUGGGAUACCAAAUUUCUGCAGCAUUCAGUUGCCUGCAAUUGUUUCAAAACGUGGUUUGGUGUAGACCUAGCACUUUCCAGGUGUUUUGAACUACCAGCACAGUUGUUGUCCAAAACAUCUGGAGUGCACCAGGUUGGGGGAGGCUGUUUUCUAGAAUACUUAUUUCUCCAUGUUCCUGUUUCACUGGAUGGUGUUGGGGUUUUUUAACCAGUUUCUGAAUCUAGAUUGUAAUACGGGUUGAGCAUGCGCCAACAAUGAAAUCGCAGCUCAACUUUAGUCUUAAUUCACCAUAUGUUCAGAGAAGAGGGAGGCCUGUUUUGAUUCUUCAGUGCUUCCCCCUGUGUACAAGGCCUUUAACAUGUUAUUUGGGCCCAGCGUUGUCCCCGGUCCUGUCUUAAAUAUUGUAAAAAGUUGUAUAUAAUCAUUGCACUGUAUUUAUAAUGGAAUCCCUCUUUGACACUGUUCUGCUGUGUGGCUUUUGUUUGGGACUGAGUAUUUAAAGACUUCUAGGUUUUCUGUAACUUUUGGCCUGGUGGGUGGAGAUGUAUGUGAGGGUUUUGUUUUGUUUUGUUCUAAACUUGAGGCACUUGGUGAUGUGUGUUUUGUGAACAACAGCAAAAAGAAAUAAAAUGUUUGAACCAAGCAGG
Podarcis lilfordi (Lilford's wall lizard) is the source of this 36002-nucleotide messenger RNA. Lineage: Eukaryota; Metazoa; Chordata; Lepidosauria; Squamata; Lacertidae. The record is from the annotation of a GenBank genome assembly.